UACCGAUUAAUCAAUGUUCGAAUCAGUUCGAACCGUGACUAAAAUACUCAUGUAACGUUUUAGUUUGUCUAUUGUAAAUUGUUUUGAUUUUUGAUACUGACACUACGAAGCAAGAACGGAUCGCAUUUCGGUGGACAACACUCCUUCCGAAUCUUUUAUUUUAGGUAUCAAGGUUAUACGCAUCGAAUGAGUGACAAUUUAGCAUCAAGAUCAAUAAUAAAACGUUGAAAAGUUAAUUUAUAACGAUGUUCGAGUGGGCAUACAGCGGUGUAAAUAGCUCUAUACCGCGCAACGUCGGUCCAGAAUGCGCAAAUUAUUUGACAUUAAAACGGAGGAUAAUAGAAACACUAUUUAUAUCCGUAUUUAUCAUAUCCUGCAUCAUCUGGGGCCUGAAACGAGUCACUUUGCCAAAGAAUUUGGCCUAUGCUGGACAUGAUCGUGUUGGCAAGCGAGUUCUGUUGAUUAUGAUGACACUCGUUUUGGGAAUGGAGAUUGGUUUUAAAUUCACUAGCAGAACUGUUAUAUAUUUGUUAAAUCCAUGUCACAUUACAACGGCGCUACAGUUGUAUUUGUUGGCUGCGGAUCCUAGUCCAACAGUCAAUGCUAUCUUCAGGAUACAUUUGAACUUAUUGAAUGGACCUGUACUAGCAUAUCUAUUUCCAGAGACAGAAUCUCGAAUUAUAUUUGCAGACAGAGCAAUGUACUAUAUUCAGCAUGGUUUAAUGCUAGUAAUACCGUAUUACUUGUUGAGGAUUGGAGGUGUAUAUAACAUAGAGCCCUUAUCUGAUAUGAGUUGGUCAGUUCUUAGUUAUGGCCUCAAUGCAGGAUAUCACUUUUGGAUUCUUCAAAGCGUUGCCUUGCCUGUACAGGUGAAUCUUAGCCACAUGCUAUGUGCAGCUGUUUUGGAUCCAUUUGAAGGCCAAAAUUAUCGAAUAUGGGCAGUAAUUCAUCAAUCACUAUUAUGUCCCAGCCUAUGCAAACUGUUCUGUUAUGGAUCCAACUUUUUCUUAACUAAAUUUCCACCGACUAGGGUUAAGCAGACGUUAGAAGCCACAAUCCCAAAAGAGAAUUGUACAUACGAACAAAAUGAAAAGUUACACGAAGAUUCUAAUACCUCAGGAAAUGGCCAUACACAUUUUGAUUAGUUUGGUAAAGGAAAUCGUUGUACCAAAUGUGUAUGAACACUUCAUUUUAAUUAAAACUUGUAUAGAUGUCAGUACAUAUGCAAGAAUGUCAAAUUCUUCCUUGCAGACUAAUGCAUUUAUAAUUAUACCCUGACAUCUUCAGACAUCGUCUGCAGAGGAAUUAAACAAAAAAGAGGGAGAUAGGAAAAAUUAACUUCUAUAAGCUUAAUUGUACACUAUUACAAUUAAUACGUACGUAAAACAAUGAUUAACACAUUCCUACUGGAAAUUUUUUUUUAUCAGAAUUAUACACUUGUUCACAGACACACAAUAUACAAGACACCAAACAAAUGAGUUGAUCUUGGUACAAUCAUUGUGAUCAUAUUAGUUUUAAUUCAUUAGUCCAUGAUAUUGAGCGAUAAGUCAAUAGUCAAUUUGAAGUAUAAAUUUCUGUCCAAAUGCUUGUCAUGCCUAGCGCUGUGCAUAGAUUAAGAAUCUCAGUGAUAGUGCGAGGCUUAAGCUGAUGUCCAAAUAAUAACAGCGGCUGAUUAACAAAUCUUGUAUAAACCGCACUAUCUUUUACUAGGUACAAAUGUGUAUUACGAAACUAUCUUGUGUAUUUUUACAUUUAUUUUUACUCAUGCAAUAGUGACUAAUGCAUUCAAAUAACGAAACUGCAAUAUAUUUUACACAUAGGUAAAAUUUUAUCAUAUAUAAUAGAAGUAGAACAAUUAAAACUAUCCUAAAUAAUAUUCUCGCAUGAACAAAAAAAUAUAUUAUCUAUUUUAUGUCCUUUCAAAAUCUAUCUUCAUUAAGAAAAACCAUUUUUGUAUGGAGCUAAUUUUCCACAUAUAGUCAUUGCCGCAGAUUAAUGAAAUAAAAUGGCCUAUGCUGCUAUUCGUGUAGAAUUAAUCAGAAAACAAAACAAAACUUGUAAACUUCCAUAAUUUCAGUAAGCUGCCAUUAGAGAAAGAAUCUGGUUUUUCAAUGAAACAGCCUGGUAGUACAGAAUUUAUGUUACAAGUAUCAAUAAUAAUAUUGAUAAUAAUAGUAUUAGUGACACUAUAUAGUAUUGAUAGAACUAAUAUGAUAGAACGAUAUGGAGAAAGCUAACUUGGCGAUCUUGUAAUUUAAAUAUAACAUACUUCGAUUAUAUAGAAAUUUUUGUGGAAUAUAUAAAAUAUACCACAAAUGACAUGUUAAUCUUGGAGCUAAAGAUAAGACAUCAGGAUCAUAACUUUUGCACGAGAAUGUUCCAGUUCUUGCAUUAGACAUGUGUAUACUAUACUAAUAUUUCGCAAAUUAACCAACUAAUAACAAAUAAGAUUGUCUUUGGCAUGGUACUAUAAAAUUACUCUCAUAAAAAUCAUAGUAUUUUCUAUUAAAGAGGCCUAAAGGUGAAGAGUAUUGUUCAAAGAGGGAACAAGAAUUGUUACGAAAAGAUCAGUAUUUAAACUAACACGAUUAAUUACGUUAUUACAUGCAUUUUAAUGCAAAAUAGAAACAUUCGCAUGCACGCAGAUCGUAAUAAAUUUUUGAAGAGCAAUAUAGCAAACUACUAUUAUCUAAUAGCAAAUACUUUCCAUUUAUUAGCCAUAAACGAAUCCAAUUAUCAAACGCUGUAAUUUAUAAAAAAAAAAAAAUAAUAGUUUUCAAAAAUUUUAUAAAAGCUAGUCUUUUGUAUUAUUAAUUAAUAGAACACUUGGCGCAUAUGUAAUGAAAGAAAAGAGAUAAAUGGAAUUAACUGUCUUAUUUAUUCGGCUAAGCAUUUUUUGACAUUCCAUUCUGAUGAAUUUAGUUAUUUAAUAUUAUUUAUAUUUUUAUAACUUAAUUUUGUAUUUGUAUAUUUUUAACGUGAUUGUGAAAUUUACCUAACUAGAUCAUUAACGAAUUAUUUAUACACAGAACAUUCUCCUCGCUUAUUGGGAUAUACCUCAUUUGUGUAGCUCUCUUAGUAUAGUUAUUGCGUAUCACAUAAGCAUAACAGGGAAUUAAAUUAAGGAAAGUUAUAAUGUAAAGCAGUGAUAUAUCUGGGUAUCUCAUACCAAAGAUUUAAUUUGGUCUUAGAUAAGACGGGUGAUAGAUAUGAUAUUUUCAAGGUAUUGCUAAUAAUAACUGUGUUAGCAGUUACUGGUACUACUUAGAAGCCAGAAUGUGGUUGUGUAUUCUUUUACUUAAAUAAAUUUUUAAGUAAAAGCCAUUUGAGACGUGGCAGUUGCAAUAUUCUUUUAAGAGCUAAGCCAUAUUUUCUUAACGCAUGAUGAAAUAAGUUUGCAGUUUCGUUGUUUGUAUAAUUUGUAUGGUUUCUAGAAUAAUUAUAUAAUAGUAAUAUACGUAUACACAUAUUAAUUGAGAAUAAAUUUUCCGUCAGUUUCAGCCUCAUUUAUAUUGCACUAACAGUAUUGUACAAAUGUUUAGCUUGUGCAAAAUGCGUCGCCAGUGUGUAAAUUGUUCAAGAUUUCGUACAUCGUAUACUUCGCGCUCGCGCAUUGCCUUUAUACAUGCUGUACAAAAAAAUAUGUUAUUUCUUAUUCUAAACAUAGAACAUUCGAUUGUAAAUAGCGUUGGUAGCGAUUGUAAAAAGAAUUUAGGACAUGAUACUCUGGCGAUUUCAUAUUGCAUCUUGAUUUCCACGAUGAAUCAAUUGCAUUUGACUAAGACAGAAAUUUUCUGUUCUAUUCAAAGAUAAGUAGGAAGUCCGAAAAAUGUGGUGGGAUACUUCUGUUUUAAUAAAGUAUAUUCUGUUUUAAUGAAAUGGAAUCUAGAUUGCUACGUGAAGAAUAACAAAAAUGACAAUUUUUGUAAAAAAUAACGGGGUAUGAGGGAAUAAUACAAAGCUUCUGCUUUUUAUUGUUAAUUGAGUUAGAUUGUUUUAAAUAAUAAUUUAUGUAUAUUUUAUGCGCGUAGAUGCCCAAUAUUGGCUAUAUAUGUUUUGUAUAGAACUUUAUACAAAUUUACACAGUGGGAAUGUUAGUAUUAUUUUCACUAUAUUUCUUGUCUUUACAAUAUUAUUUUUGCCAAAUAUAAUUGCGUCUAUCCAAAAAAAUAAGCCAUUGGAUAACACUUACAUUCGCACUCUGGAAAUUUAUCAACAUUGUUUUCUUGUAUUCAAGAGAAUAAGCAUUUCUUCAAAAAGCGUCGAAUAAAAUCGAUACUUAAAUCUAUUUAAUAUAAAUUAAUAUUAAUAUAUGAUAUUUAUAAAGACAGACUUUGAUUUGGUGAUUUUUCGAAUGCACGAGUCUCCGUUUAGGUACUCGAAUACUUGCGAGACAUACGCGUAACAGUGUUACCGUCACUAGCGUUCGAGUUGUGAGAAGAUUGUAAGAUUUUGGAUGAAAUGAAUAAAGGAAUCGUCCGGCUAUAAUUUUUAUUAAUAUACCAAGAUUUAGAAUAUAUUAUAUAUAAUAUCGAACAAUCGACAAACAAUAUCAAAAUGCAAAUAUGUAUAAGAUAACGGUGAAGGUGAAAACAGAACCAAUAAAUACAUAUGAAACAAAGUUUAUUUUCCAAAUAUUUAUAAUCACUAUGUACACGGUUCUGUACAAAAGUUUAGAAAAACUAAUUCACGGACACUACAUACAGCAAACGCAAUCACCAUAAUAAAUAUGUACAUCAUAAAUAAUUUGUCUUACUGAUCACACCUAGUUCAUUCUAAUCAUCAGUAUUCAAUUUUAUAUUAAAAACAGCAUUAUUUAUAAAUACAGACUUAACAGAUUGUAAUAUACAAUCCUGCAUAUUUAUAUAUAUAAUCAACAUAAAAAUUCACUGGACAAUGAAUGAAAAAGGACAAAUUUUAAGAUGUUAUGCAAUAAAUAUUUCUUGUGCAUUCAUUAAUCCACAAUAGUGGCAUAAAAAUUUAUACAGCAUGUACACAAGAUAUUAAAAUGAUAUUGAUAUUCGAUUGACAACGCAGAAUCUAACAUGAUGAGAGAUUUAAAGUCUAAAUCAGAUCAUACAACAUGUAAGAACAUUAAAUGCUUAAAAGACGAGGAAAAACACAUUGCAUUGUUUGCAAAACUUUGUAAUUAUCGAGUGCUUUUUUUUAUCUUUUUUUUUAUAUUUCCCAUAAUGAGAAAUUACCUAGUUAAAAUAGUAUAUUGUUACGAAUCUUUGUAUUCACAUUUCUUAAAAAA
This is a messenger RNA of Linepithema humile (Argentine ant), 5257 nucleotides long. RefSeq names its product transmembrane protein 164. The record is from RefSeq and is a predicted model, not a curated record. NCBI's taxonomy places the organism in Eukaryota, Metazoa, Arthropoda, Insecta, Hymenoptera, Formicidae.